AUGUCUGACUCAGUAAUUCUUCGCAGUGUGAAGAAAUUUGGGGAAGAGAAUCAUGCUUUUGAGUCAGAUGGAUCAUAUAACAAUGAUAAAAAGUCAAGAUUACAAAAUAAAAAGAAAAGUGAAAGCACUCAAGUUGGCUUCUUUCAACUGUUUCGAUUUUCUUCAUCGACUGACAUUUGGCUGAUGCUUGUGGGAAGUUUAUGUGCAAUACUCCACGGAAUCGCCCAUCCAGCCAUACUUAUUGUUUUUGGUAUACUGACAGAUCUUUUUAUUGACUAUGACAUUGAGAUACAAGAACUUAGUAUUCCAGGAAAAGCAUGUGUGAAUAACACCAUUGUAUGGAUCAACAGCUCCUUCAACCAGAAUGUGACAAAUGGGACAAGUUGUGGGCUGGUGGACGUUGAAAAUGAGAUGAUCAAGUUUGCCAGUGUCUAUGCUGGAAUUGGUGUUGCAGUACUUAUUACAGCCUAUAUUCAAAUAUGCGUUUGGAUAAUUACUGGAGCUCGGCAAGUUGAGAAAAUGAGAAAAAUUUACUUUAGGAGAAUAAUGAGAAUGGAAAUUGGAUGGUUUGACUGUAAUUCUGUGGGAGAGCUGAAUACAAAAUUCUCUGAUAAUAUUAAUAAAAUCAAUGAUGCCAUUGCCGACCAACUGGCCGUUUUUAUUCAGCGUAUCACCUCAGCCCUCUUUGGGUUCCUGUUGGGAUUUUACAGGGGUUGGAAACUGACGUUGGUUAUUAUUUCUGCCAGCCCUCUCAUUGGCAUUGGAGCAGCCAUCAUUGGUCUGAGUGUGGCCAAGUUCACAGACCUUGAGUUGAAGGCUUAUGCCAAAGCAGGGUCUGUGGCUGAUGAAGUCAUUUCAUCUAUUCGAACAGUGGCUGCUUUUGGUGGAGAGAAAAAAGAGGUGGAAAGGUAUGAGAAGAAUCUGGUGUUUGCCCAGCGCUGGGGAAUUAGAAAAGGGAUGGUGAUAGGGUUCUUUACUGGAUACAUGUGGUGUCUUAUCUUUUUUUGUUACGCACUGGCCUUCUGGUAUGGCUCUACACUCAUCCUGGAUGGAGACGAAUACACACCAGGAACCCUUGUCCAGAUUUUCCUCAGUGUCAUAGUAGGAGCUAUAAAUCUUGGCCAUGCAUCUUCAUGUUUGGAAGCCUUUGCCACUGGGCGUGUGGCAGCUACCAGCAUCUUUGAGACAAUAGACAGGAAGCCCAUCAUGGACUGCAUGGCUGAUGAUGGUUACAAGUUGGAUCGAAUAAAGGGUGAAAUUGAAUUCCAAAACGUGACCUUCCACUACCCUUCCAGACCAGAGGUGCAGAUUUUAAAUAACCUCAACAUGGUCAUUAAACCAGGGGAAAUGACGGCUCUGGUGGGACCCAGUGGAUCUGGGAAAAGUACAGCACUGCAGCUCAUUCAGAGAUUCUACGACCCCUCUGAAGGCAUGGUGACUCUGGAUGGCCAUGAUAUUCGCUCUCUUAACAUCCGGUGGCUGAGAGAUCAGAUUGGGAUAGUGGAGCAAGAGCCAGUUCUGUUCUCUACCACUAUUGCAGAAAAUAUCCGUUAUGGCAGAAAAGAGGCAACAAUGGAAGAUAUAAUCCAAGCUGCCAAGGACGCAAAUGCCUACAACUUCAUCAUGAAUUUGCCACAGCAAUUUGAUACCCUUGUUGGAGAGGGAGGAGGCCAGAUGAGUGGUGGCCAGAAACAAAGGAUAGCCAUUGCUAGAGCCCUCAUCCGAAACCCCAAGAUCCUCCUUUUGGACAUGGCCACGUCAGCAUUGGACAAUGAGAGCGAAGCCAUGGUACAAGAAGCACUGAGUAAGAUUCAGCAUGGGCACACAAUUAUCUCUGUGGCCCAUCGCCUAUCCACAGUCAGAGCUGUAGAUGUUAUUAUCGGUUUUGAACAUGGCACAGCAGUGGAAAGAGGCACUCAUGAAGAGCUGCUGGAAAGAAAAGGCAUCUAUUUCACUCUAGUGACUUUGCAAAGCCAUGGAGAGAAAGCCCUCAAUGAAAAAGGUGAAAAGGGAAAAGAAGAAACUGAAGAUAACAUACCUGAGAAGACCCUUAACAGAGGGGGCUACCAGGAUAGUUUAAGAGCUUCCAUCCGGCAACGCUCCAGGUCUCAGCUUUCUCACCUGGCACAUGAACCUCCAUUGGCAGUCGUAGAUCAUAAGUCUACUUAUGAAGACAAGGGCAAGGAUGUGCCUGAGGAAGAAAACAUUCACCCUGCCCCGUUUCUAAGGAUUAUGAAAUACAAUGCUCCAGAAUGGCCCUACAUGGUGGCGGGUGCUCUGGGUGCAGCUGUUAAUGGGGCGGUGACACCACUCUACUCUUUUCUAUUCAGCCAGAUCCUUGGGACUUUUUCAAUUCCUGAUGUAGAAGAGCAAAGGUCACAGAUUUAUGAUAUAUGCCUCCUUUUUGUAGUCAUGGGCUGUGUGUCCAUUGUCACCCAAUUUUUACAGGGUUACACUUUUGCUAAAUCUGGGGAGCUCCUCACAAAAAGGCUGCGAAAAUUUGGUUUCAAGGCAAUGUUAGGGCAAGACAUAGGUUGGUUUGAUGACCUCAGAAAUAACCCUGGAACACUGACAACAAGGCUUGCUACAGAUGCCUCCCAAGUUCAAGGGGCUGCUGGCUCUCAGAUUGGGAUGAUGGUCAAUUCCUUCAGUAACAUCGCUGUGGCCUUAAUCGUCGCCUUCUUUUUUAGUUGGAAGCUCACCCUGGUCAUCAUGUGCUUCUUCCCUUUCUUGGCUCUAUCAGGAGCCCUACAGACCAGAUUGUUGACAGAUUUUGCAUCUCAAGACAAGCAGGUUCUGGAGAAGGCAGGGCAGGUCACUAAUGAGGCCUUCAGUAAUAUCCGCACUAUUGCUGGAAUUGGAUUGCAGGAGCAGUUUGUUGAAGUAUUUGAGACUGAGCUGGAGAAGUUAUUCAAGAUAGCCAUUCGAAAAGCAAAUGUCUAUGGAUUCUGCUUUGGCUUUUCCCAAAGCAUAGUGUUUAUUGCCAAUGCUGCUUCCUACAGAUAUGGAGGUUACUUAAUUCUCUAUGAGGGGCUCCACUUCAGCCAUGUGUUCAGGGUGAUCUCGUCAGUUGUAUUGAGUGCUACUGCAGUUGGAAGAGCCAUCUCUUAUACACCAAGUUAUGCCAAAGCUAAGAUAUCAGCUGCACGCUUUUUUCAACUGCUGGAGCGAAGACCCCCAAUUAGUGUAUACAGUGGUAUGGGUGAAAAAUGGAACAAUUUCCAGGGGAAGAUUGACUUUGUUGACUGCAAGUUUACAUACCCUUCUCGGCCUACCGUGCAAGUCCUGAACGGUCUCUCGGUGUCUGUUAAACCAGGGCAGACACUAGCAUUUGUUGGAAGCAGUGGAUGUGGCAAAAGCACCAGUAUUCAGUUGUUGGAGCGUUUCUAUGACCCAGAUCAAGGCAGGGUGAUGAUAGAUGGUCACGACAGCAAAAUAAAUGUCCAGUUCCUCCGCUCCAACAUUGGAAUUGUUUCCCAGGAACCAGUGCUGUUUGCCUGUAGCAUAAUGGACAACAUCAAGUAUGGAGACAACACCAAAGAAAUUCCCAAGGAAAGAGUCAUAGAAGCUGCAAAGCAGGCUCAGCUGCACGACUUCGUCAUGUCGCUCCCAGACAAAUAUGAAACUAACGUUGGGAGCCAUGGAUCUCAGCUCUCUCGAGGGGAGAAACAGCGCAUUGCUAUUGCUCGGGCCAUUGUACGAGAUCCUAAAAUCUUGCUACUAGAUGAAGCCACUUCUGCCCUAGACACAGAAAGUGAAAAGACCGUACAGAUUGCUCUGGACAAAGCCAGAAAGGGUCGGACCUGCAUUGUCAUUGCCCAUCGCUUGUCUACCAUCCAGAAUUCGGACAUCAUUGCUGUCAUGUCACAAGGAAUGGUGAUUGAGAAAGGAACCCAUGAAGACCUAAUGGCCCAGAAAGGAGCCUACUACAAGCUAGUCACCACGGGAGCCCCCAUCAGUUGA
Castor canadensis (American beaver) is the source of this 3963-nucleotide messenger RNA. It is a transcript of the gene Abcb11, whose product is annotated as ATP binding cassette subfamily B member 11. The record is from RefSeq and is a predicted model, not a curated record. Gene Ontology annotation, cellular component: mitochondrial inner membrane. Gene Ontology annotation, molecular function: ABC-type oligopeptide transporter activity; ATP hydrolysis activity; ATP binding. Gene Ontology annotation, biological process: oligopeptide export from mitochondrion. NCBI's taxonomy places the organism in Eukaryota, Metazoa, Chordata, Mammalia, Rodentia, Castoridae.